AUGUCCUUCCAACCAAACCCCAGACCAAUCUUCACAGGCUACAGACAUCCUCGCCUGUACACCGAGCUCACACUCGGAACUGGCCGUGUCAUCCCCACAGAAUACCAACCCCCACACCCAGACGACACGCCGCAGUCAUUAUUCCCCCAUUGUCCCAAAGUGACAGCGACUGAGCGAGUCCACCGAUUCAUCCGCGUAACCCCCAACAACCGAUCCGUCGAGACCGAUUUCCUCAUCUACACAGACGGUGCAUGCUUUGACAACGGCAGAAUAAACGCCAAAGCAGGCUGUUCAUUCGUCUUCAACGGUUCCACAUCUGGUUUCGCACGCUUCGCUCUCGAGUACAAAGGACCCACUAACCAACAACACACGCGAACCAACAACCGCGCCGAACUCCGCGCCGUCAUCGGCGCCCUGCGGUAUCGAGACUGGGCUGCGGAAGGGUUCACUCGGUUGGUCAUCGCAUGCGACUCGGAAUAUGUGGUUGAAGGCAUCACGAGCUGGAUAUGGGAUUGGCUGCGGUGGAAUUGGAUCACAACUGCCGGGGAACCAGUCAGGAAUCGGGAUCUUUGGGAGUGUCUGCUUGGGGAGGUGGAAAUGUGGCAUGAUAGGGGGUUGACUGUUCAGUUCUGGCGGAUCCCGAGGGAGUUGAAUACGAAGGCGGAUCGUCAUGCUAAAUCGGCGGCUCUGAUGGAGGGACAUGUUCUGUUUACUGAUAUCCCGGAUAUCAGCCUCAAUCCUGUCUAG
Penicillium coprophilum is the source of this 747-nucleotide messenger RNA. RefSeq lists its product as uncharacterized. Gene Ontology annotation, biological process: DNA replication, removal of RNA primer. Gene Ontology annotation, molecular function: RNA-DNA hybrid ribonuclease activity; nucleic acid binding. The coding region runs from base 1 to 747 and encodes 248 amino acids. The transcript has a single exon. Lineage: Eukaryota; Fungi; Ascomycota; Eurotiomycetes; Eurotiales; Aspergillaceae. The record is from RefSeq and is a predicted model, not a curated record.